AUGUCUUACGACAGGUAUGUGGCAAUAUGCAGACCACUACUAUAUCAUACAAUUGUGACAUCUUUAACUGUUAGAAAGUUACUCUUAUUGUCUUGGUGUUAUCCUUUAUUUAUAUCACUAAUAGCACUUAUUUUAACAGUCAGACUUCCGUUGUGUGGAUCUCGCAUUGAUAAGAUCUUCUGUGACAAUCCGUCUAUACUGAAACAUGCAUGUUUACCCAUUACCAUCAAUCAGAUUUUGAACAAAUGUAUGAUAUUGGUUCAUGUUUUACAGAUACUUUUCAUUGUAUUUUCUUACUGUCAGAUUGUAAGGACUUGUGUAAAGUCGUCUAAGGGAAGGAUUAAGUUCACACAGACAUGUGUGCCACAUUUAAUAACAAUAUUUAUGUUCAUCAUAGUGACCCUGUUUGACAAUUUGCAAGGAUGGAAUAAUGUAAAUAUUACACUAAAUAUGCGUAAUGCAAUGGCCGUACAAUUCCUUGUUAUACCACCUGUCUUUAACCCUCUUCUACAUACCCUAAGGUGCACAAUCGAGAGCAUCCUGUCGGGCUGUAUCACCGCCUGGUACGGCAACUGCUACGCCCACAACCGUAAGGUUCUCCAGAGGGUAGUGAGGUCUGAACAACGCAUCCCUGGGGGCAAACUACCUGCCCUCCAGGACACCUACACCACCCGAUCUGGCAUAUGA
Molecule: messenger RNA, 687 nt
Organism: Oncorhynchus nerka (sockeye salmon)
Lineage: Eukaryota; Metazoa; Chordata; Actinopteri; Salmoniformes; Salmonidae
Product: olfactory receptor 2G6-like
Exons: 4
Coding region: 1-687 (228 amino acids)
Biological process (GO): G protein-coupled receptor signaling pathway; detection of chemical stimulus involved in sensory perception of smell
Cellular component (GO): membrane
Molecular function (GO): olfactory receptor activity; odorant binding
Source: RefSeq, a predicted model, not a curated record